Messenger RNA from Sinocyclocheilus rhinocerous, 2660 nucleotides. It is a transcript of the gene b3gat3, whose product is annotated as beta-1,3-glucuronyltransferase 3 (glucuronosyltransferase I). The record is from RefSeq and is a predicted model, not a curated record. Bases 397 to 1389 code for a protein of 330 amino acids. The transcript has 5 exons. Lineage: Eukaryota; Metazoa; Chordata; Actinopteri; Cypriniformes; Cyprinidae. Gene Ontology annotation, molecular function: galactosylgalactosylxylosylprotein 3-beta-glucuronosyltransferase activity. Gene Ontology annotation, cellular component: Golgi membrane. Gene Ontology annotation, biological process: chondroitin sulfate proteoglycan biosynthetic process; carbohydrate metabolic process.
AGUGCGCAGUGGAUGAAUGGAGUGGCUGUACAUAGUGCACUAGUAUGCACAGAGACGCAUAACGCUAUCUGUAAUAUACAUAAUGAAGCGACCGGAAAGGAUUUAUUCAUCUCAGCUUUAAAUUUAUACACAUCAUUGAAUGUAAUAUAUUCAAAUACAUUAGUUAAACUCUGUUAUCAUAGGAAAUUCAUUUAUAACGUUACUGCAUUUAAACCUACUAAAAUCAAGAUACCUGAUCUUAUUGUCACUGGAUGCACUUGGGAGUAUUUGGGAAUCUGCAAACCAUCUCUUCUUUUUCUCGCUAAGCGAUAGUCGUGGCUGUUAUAAUGCAUUCACAUGGGUUGUUGUCUCCAUGAUCACCGGUUUCCUCGUUGAUUUCAGCAUCAGCAGGUCAUCAUGAGAAUGAGACUGAAGCUAAAGACUGUGUUUGUCCUGUACUUCAUUGUGUCACUACUAGGACUCAUCUAUGCGCUGAUGCAGCUGGGCCAGCGCUGUGACUGUAGAGAUCAUGCCAUGUCUAAAGAUCAGCAGAUCUCUCAGCUGAGAGGAGAGCUGCAGAAGCUGCAGGAACACAUCAAAACAUCAGAGCUGUCUAAGAAGACUGAUGUGCCCAGAAUCUAUGUGAUAACACCCACAUAUGCAAGACUGGUGCAGAAAGCUGAGCUCACUCGUUUGUCCCACACCUUCCUCCAUGUUCCUCAGCUGCACUGGAUCGUGGUGGAGGACGCUCCUCAGCCGACUUCGCUGGUCACAGACUUCCUGGCUGCAUCUGGCUUGACCUACACCCAUCUAUACAAGCGGACCCCCAAAGACAGGAAGCUGCAGGAGGGAGAUCCCAGCUGGCUGAAGCCCCGGGGGGCUGAGCAGAGGAAUGAGGGUCUGCGCUGGCUCAGGGAGAUGGGCGCUGCUGCUAAAGGAAAGGAAGCGGCUGCCCUCGAGGAGGCUGUGGUGUACUUUGCUGAUGAUGACAACACAUACAGCCUGCAGCUUUUUGAAGAGAUGCGGUACACAUACCGUGUCUCUGUGUGGCCUGUGGGUCUGGUGGGUGGGAUGAAGUUUGAGCGGCCCGUGGUGGAGGAUGGGAAGGUUGUGCGUUUCCACACUGGCUGGCGUCCCAACCGCCCGUUCCCCAUCGACAUGGCUGGUUUUGCUGUGUCCCUGAGGUUGAUCCUGACCAAUCCCCAAGCACGGUUUGAUGGUGAUGCUCAGAUGGGCUUCCUGGAAAGCAGCUUCCUUCAGCACCUGGUUACUAUGGAUGACCUUGAGCCCAAAGCAGACCUGUGCACUAAGGUGCUGGUGUGGCACACCCGAACUGAGAAGCCAAAGAUGAAGAGGGAAGACGCUUUGCAGAAGCAAGGGUUGGGUUCAGAUCCGGAUGUGGAGGUGUAAGCACCACCUCUUCAGAACAUGCCUGAACUUCACCAAACAUCCACACUUCCAUUGUGCCAAACAGAUUCUCUUAUUUAUGGCAAGAGGUGAAUUUUAAAGUGUGAUUUCUGAGCCACACACCAAAGACAUGAGGAAUGAGGAAAGGAAGUGAUGAAUGCAGGGAUAAAAAAGUGCAAGAGACAGAAGCAAAGAAACCUGCAGCCUAAAAGAAAAUGGAUUCUUGCAUCCCAUAAACCAUCCUUAUCAUUGGUACACUUGAACUGUAUUUAAAGAGAAUUUUACAUAUGGUAUCAAUAAAUAAGAUGAGCUUGUAUUUAUAGAUUAGAAGUGUAAUUGUAUAGUGUGAGGCUUGCUUGGAAUAUAUUUAUAAUGUGAACUCAUUAUGUCUAUGCUGUCCAUGUCUCUGUUACCUUCAGUCUAGGUGUACUUGUCUUAUGUCUUCACAUUAAGUCUUAAAGUCUAUGAUAUUUUUUUUCUUCACUGAUAAAUGGAGGAUAUAAAUAGGUCAGAUAUGGUGUCUAUUUAUGCCAUUAACCAUCUUUGUUGAAUCACAAUGGUGUGCUUAUCUUUAAUCCAGUUGCAUGUUGGGUACGUGGCACUGGUAAAGCUUCAGGUGACAGUGUAAAGUACAGAUGAGGUCACUUGAUCCUGUGAAACAAAGGGUGAAAACAUUUAGAAUUACUAGGGUGUCGAUGUAGAAAUGUAGAUAGUGCAAGAAUGUAGCGGACAGUUCGGUUUUAGCACAUUUUGUCAGAUUCCAUGUGAGUUGAAUUGGCCACAACUCAGAGGAAGUUGAAUAGAGUGCAAAAGUCCAAUUCUGGAAGUUGAAAAUUUUGAUUUUUAACGAUAAUGUGUAAACUAUUAAAGACAGAUGAGGUUGUUACAUGCUUUUGAUGAAGCCAUCAGCCUGCAUUAUUUCAACUUAUUUUUAAAUAAUCAUGUUCAACAGAUUCCUGGUGAAAACUUCAUUACCCACAAUUCUGCAAAGAAUCGCAGAAUUGAAUGUAAAUAUUGCCUACAUAGUAUAGAGUCAGUCUCCCUACAUUCCCAAAUUACUUAAACAUUUGUGCAUAUAUGUACAUUUUGCAAUAAAUGUAAAAUAUAUUGUUUCUUUAUAACCUUUAUAACAUCCUCCUGUAGCUCAAACAGUAGAGCAUGGUGCUAGCAAUGUCACGGUUAUGGAUUCAAUUCCCAGGGGAAGCAAGAACUGAUUAAAAUGUGAAUGCAGUGUAAAUUGCUUUGGAUGAAAAUGCCAAACGCAUAGAUGUAAA